Messenger RNA from Salarias fasciatus (jewelled blenny), 2203 nucleotides. RefSeq names its product gamma-aminobutyric acid type A receptor subunit beta2b (gene gabrb2b). Gene Ontology annotation, molecular function: GABA-A receptor activity; extracellular ligand-gated monoatomic ion channel activity. The record is from RefSeq and is a predicted model, not a curated record. Lineage: Eukaryota; Metazoa; Chordata; Actinopteri; Blenniiformes; Blenniidae. Bases 357 to 1934 code for a protein of 525 amino acids. Gene Ontology annotation, cellular component: membrane. The transcript has 10 exons. Gene Ontology annotation, biological process: monoatomic ion transmembrane transport.
GUGGAAAGACACAACCCCACCCACAUCUUCGUUUUUUUUUUUUUCCCCCCCGGUGGAUUCGAACCGCCGACUCUACCCCGUCACAGAUGCGCCCCCCUUCUUCAGCGGUCGCAUCGCGCGUAAAAUCGGACCGAGGGAGACCCAUGGCGUGCACAUGAGUAAACUUGAAGCCUCGGUUCUCCUUUAAAUUUCCUCCGUGUCUGGACUGCCACUACGAUCAGCAGCAGCGGCGCCGCUUCAUGUUGUGGUCGGGAAUACGCAUGCGCCCGGCAUUGGAAUUACUGCACUGGCAAGAAUAAGUUGGAGCUCGCCUGUCUUCACUCAGAGAAAAAUAUACAUAUUUCACAUUUUCAAGUAUGGUAGUGUUCAGAAUAAGGAGAAUGAGGUGUCUGUGCGUGUGGCUGCUGCCCUUCACAGUGGCUGUGGUGUGCGCCCAAAGUGUCGGUGUCAAUGACCCUAGCAAUAUGUCUUUGGUCAAGGAAACGGUGGAUAGACUGUUGAAAGGUUAUGAUAUACGAUUGAGGCCAGAUUUCGGAGGUGCUCCGGUUGAAGUUGGGAUGAAUAUAGACAUAGCCAGCAUAGACAUGGUAUCAGAAGUCAAUAUGGACUACACAUUGACAAUGUACUUCCAGCAGGCCUGGCGAGACAAGCGUCUGUCCUACUCCGAGAUCCCCCUCAAUCUGACCUUAGAUAACCGGGUGGCCGACCAGCUCUGGGUCCCUGACACCUAUUUCCUCAACGACAAGAAAUCGUUUGUCCACGGUGUCACAGUGAAAAACAGAAUGAUUCGACUGCACCCAGAUGGCACCGUGUUGUACGGUUUAAGGAUCACCACAACUGCCGCGUGCAUGAUGGACCUCAGGAGGUAUCCACUGGAUGAGCAGAACUGCACACUUGAGAUCGAAAGUUACGGAUACACCACAGAUGACAUUGAAUUCUCCUGGCGAGGUGGAGAUAAUGCUGUGACAGGAGUGGACAAGAUUGAACUGCCACAGUUCUCCAUCGUGGAUCAUAAACUCAUCUCCAAGAACGUUGUCUUCUCCACAGGUUCAUACCCUCGUCUUUCUCUGAGUUUUAAGCUGAAGAGAAACAUUGGAUACUUCAUUUUGCAAACAUACAUGCCUUCUAUCCUCAUCACUAUCCUCUCCUGGGUCUCCUUCUGGAUCAACUAUGAUGCCUCUGCUGCCAGGGUGGCUCUAGGGAUCACCACGGUGCUGACCAUGACAACCAUCAACACCCACUUGAGAGAAACGCUCCCCAAAAUCCCGUACGUCAAGGCCAUAGACAUGUACCUCAUGGGAUGCUUCGUCUUUGUCUUCCUGGCUCUGCUGGAGUACGCGCUGGUAAACUACAUCUUCUUCGGUCGAGGUCCUCAGCGCCAGAAAAGGGCAGCUGAAAAACUCAUGACAGCCAACAAUGAAAAGCUGAGGAUGGAUCCCAACAAGUGGCUGGUGGGUAAUGUCGUUGGCAGAGAUGACACUUUGUAUGCAAGAAUGAAGCAAAGGGAUCUUGAUGGCCAUGACUCAAUGUGGGAACCGAUCUUCGUAGAUGAUGCUGCCAUUGGACUUGGCGAUCAAAAGAACAAGAUGGACACACAUGAAAACAUCCUUUUGGGCACCCUGGACAUCAAGAAUGACAUGGGUGUUACAGAGUUGGCCCUGGGUCUCAACGACCCGCGGAAUACCAUGCUGACGUACGACAGCUCAACGCUACAAUAUCGUAAAGCUGGCUUGGCAAGGCACAACUUUGGCCGGAACGCACUGGAACGCCACAUGACUCAAAAGAAGAGCCGGUUACGGAGGCGCGCCUCACAGCUGAAGAUCACAAUUCCCGACUUGACUGAUGUGAACUCGAUUGACAAAUGGUCGAGGAUGAUCUUCCCAACUGUUUUUUCCUUUUUCAACAUUGUUUACUGGCUUUAUUAUGUCAAUUAGAAGAAACAAGAAGGACAUCAGCGGGGAGGGCAAACAGCAAAAUAUGUCGCUCAUUUCUUCUCCAUAACUAGUUUGUUUGAUAUUCAUGUGAUCUUACAACACCGUCUACAGAACGGAAACUAUUGUAUCGGAGUACUUUGUUUGCUAAUAAGUGAUCUAGGAAAGAGACUAUAAUCAUAAGGUGCCUGUUCCAGAGUAAUCAUUUAUAAUUUCACAGUUUUAUGAAUUGUUGAUUUUGAAUUUUUUCUAAUGUUUUUAUUGUGUAUGGU